UCUUAUUUCCCACAACUAAAUACAACAUAACAAUUGUUCCUCACCUUAGAUAUGAGUUCCAUCCAAAUCCUCUCCACCUCUACAAUCCAUGCACCAAAUCACUUAAAUGACCAUACAAUCGAUCUAACACCAUGGGAUCUACAAUUCCUCCCAUUUGGAUACAAUCAAACUGGUCUUCUUUAUCACAACCCUUUCGACUUAGAUGCAACUAACCAAAUCCAACACUUUAAAAAUUCACUUUCCUCUACCCUUGAUUUUUUCCAUCUCUUCACGGGCCGUCUCGAAAUCAAACAACAUGAAGAUAAUACUAUCUCAUGUUCUAUCAAGUGCAACAAUAAAGGAGCACUCUUUGUUCAUGCUUUAGCCAAAAAUAUUAGUGUCUCCGACAUUCUUAAACCCACUAAUUUUCAUCUUCCCCCGAUUCAUCACUCAUUAUUUUCACUUAACGGAGUUAAAAACUAUGAAGGGACCUCACAACCAUUACUUGCAAUCCAAGUAACAAAAUUGGUCGACGGCGUCUUUGUUGGCUUCACACUCAACCACGUGGUUGGUGAUGGUAAGUCGUUUUGCCAUUUUUCCAAUUCGUUGGCCGAAAUCUCAAAAGGUUGUCAUAAAAUAUCCAAACUUCCAAUAUAUGAACGAUGGUUUCCAAUAGAUAUUGAAUAUCCCAUUCGAUUUCCCUUCACAAUAGAGCCGCAAAAUAGUUACUCUCAUAAUGAAGGGAUUAAACUUAACCUGCCAGAAAGAUUAUUUCAUUUCACAAAAGAAAAUAUUGCAAAACUAAAAUUCAAAGCCAACUUAGAGGCCGGUGCCAAGAAGUUAUCUUCUUUGCAAGCAGUUUUCACUCACAUUUGGCGUUCUUUUGUACGUUCUAGAAAACUUGACAAACAAACAGAAGUGAGUUUUGUGCUGGAUAUAGGCGUUAGACCAAGGUUGAUUCCUCCUUUGCAUGAAGACUAUUUUGGUAAUGCCGUGAUAGAUUGCGUGGUUACCAUGCAAGCUGGUGAAUUAUUGGAAGAUGGUGGACUUGGUAAAGGUGCAUUGAAGAUGAAUAAGAUGAUUGCUUUGCACUCGAAUGAGAAGUUGAAAAGUGGCUAUAGAAAUUGGUUGGUAACUCCGAGUUUUAUUGUAACACCUGAUGAUGUGGUGAAUAAUAAUUCAUUGGUGAUUGGUAGUUCUCCUUGGUUUGAUGUUUUUGUUAAUGAUUUCGGUUGGGGAAAACCAGUGGGGGUUCGAAGUGGGAGUUCGAAUAAAAGAAGUGGGAAGGUUUAUGUGUAUGCAGGUGUAGAAGAAGGUAGUAUGGACCUUGAAGUUUGUCUUCCUAAUGAAAAUUUGGAAGCAAUUGGAAAUGAUCCCGAGUUUAUGGAUUACGCGUCCAACUACUGUGGCUUCUAAGUUCUAAUAAUGUUGAAUCUUUAGUGUUUGAUUUUGUAUUCGAAUAACGGAUUAAUAAUGAGGUUGAAGUCUUAGUUUUGUAAGAAGGUUUGAUGUUCAACUCCAUAUAAACAAACAGUGAUUGUUGUGGAAUUUUUAUUUUUAUUUUAUUUUAUGAAGUGUAUGUUGUUAUUGAUGAAGUGCAUGUUAGAACUUUGUGACUUGGAAAAUGUUGUUCAAAGUUUGAUGAUUAUUCAA
Molecule: messenger RNA, 1632 nt
Organism: Vicia villosa (hairy vetch)
Lineage: Eukaryota; Viridiplantae; Streptophyta; Magnoliopsida; Fabales; Fabaceae
Product: protein ENHANCED PSEUDOMONAS SUSCEPTIBILITY 1-like
Exons: 1
Coding region: 52-1395 (447 amino acids)
Source: RefSeq, a predicted model, not a curated record